Messenger RNA from Parasteatoda tepidariorum (common house spider), 3269 nucleotides. RefSeq lists its product as uncharacterized. NCBI's taxonomy places the organism in Eukaryota, Metazoa, Arthropoda, Arachnida, Araneae, Theridiidae. The record is from RefSeq and is a predicted model, not a curated record. Gene Ontology annotation, biological process: positive regulation of transcription by RNA polymerase II; axon development; sensory organ development. Gene Ontology annotation, molecular function: DNA-binding transcription factor activity, RNA polymerase II-specific; E-box binding; protein dimerization activity. Gene Ontology annotation, cellular component: nucleus.
UCGUGGACUUUCAGAAUACCCAGAGAGCUCCACAGGUGAUGACGGAGGCAAUAUCCCGUUAAGCGCAUGCGCUCCGUCCCACGCUGCCUAAAAUGAAUGGCGAAAAUCCCCGUUCUUGUCGACCAAAACAUAUCGACGUAUCAUCUCAUGGAGAUCAACACGUGUUUCGUAGGAACUAAGUAAUGCAAGCAAAGCAAGUCGGUCCAUCCCUAUAAUUGCAUCUGGCAUAUUGGAAGGGCGCAUCUGGUAUAAAACAGAUUACGUUGAGGAAGGAAAAAUAUUAGAGAGAAGGGCAUCUCCAAAAUGAUGUCACCAUCUCCUGAUCUUCGAAAUAUGGAAAAAUUUGGGAUUCAAUCCCUGAAUGCUUCUGAAGCAGGUUGGGAGCGAUAUGAUGAGGCCUUUUUGAAAGAACUUAUGGGAGAGGUAAAAGAAGAAGAAAAUGACAUGCGAAAAGGAGAGGAUGAUACUGAAUCUUCAGGUGAUGAUUCCAUGUAUGAGCCAGAAAGCUCAAAACGACGAAGAUCAAAUAAUCGAACGCACAAAAAAAGACGCUCUACGCUGAGUGCACGAGAAAGAAACCUCAGGCGACUAGAAAGCAACGAGAGAGAACGAAUGAGAAUGCACAGCCUGAAUGAUGCUUUUCAAGCGCUCAGAGAAGUCAUACCACAUGUAGCCAUGCAGAAAAAACUUUCAAAAAUAGAAACCCUCACACUGGCCAAACAUUACAUCAUGGCCCUGACCAAUGUUAUCUGCGAAAUGAGGGGAGAGGAUCGACCAUACCAACUAGCAUCUAAUCCAUCAGACGACAACAAGGAAGAAGUAGAUGUGUCCGACGCAACUCGAAGCACUUGAGAUAAUUGUUCUAUGUGUGGCCAGUAAUGGGUUAAAAAUUUUCUCUGACGCUCUGUUUGUGGCGCCAUUCCUGUCAUGUGUGGUGUAUUUUUCUGUAUUGUGUUAGUUCCUUGCUGGCAAAAGUGGUACAGCUUUCAGUCCAAGUGUCACUUAUGCAGAAAAAACUUUUCAUGAAGCCAUUGUUUUGUAAAUAGAGAUGAUUUUGCUGUAGUUCACGGGAUUUCAGAUGCUUAUAAAUAAGUUUAUUACAGCUUAAGCUUGUUCUGCUUCUACAGCAGGUAAUACCCUUCUGGAAUUCAUUGGUCGUUGCUGUUUGCUUCGUAUAUAAAGAGCUUGGAUAUUUCUUUAUUUUAUUAAUGUAAAUCAUUGUCUAGCUAUUUAUAUCCCUCUUGAAAGAUAACUACAAAAAAGUUAAUGCGUAUUAUAUGUAGAAAUAGGUUUAAUGUAAAUAUUAUAAUUAUUCAUCGCUUAAGGGGUGCGAGGUGGACAGAGAUUGAUCGAAGAAAUUGUCACUGCAAGAAAACAAUUUCGGUAAUAAUUGCUACUGAAAAAGGAAUUAAUUUAAUGAAGUAGCGUUUGGUAGUUUUUUUUCUUCUAUGUUUGCUUAAGAAACUACUAUAGAUUUAUAAUUAUAAAAAUAUUACGAUUCAUAAAUUUUGAUAUGAUAUACUAUAUGCGAGUCAUUUUCAUAAAAACUGUCAUUUUUAAGUCUCCAGGGUAAAUUAUGUACUUUUUAUGAGAGGAAUAUGUCUUCUAGAAUGCAUUUUAACGAAAUAAUAAUAAUAUGAUUACCAUUUUUAAAUUUUUAAGUAUAUUAACAUAGUAAAACCUCCGAAGAGCUGUCCAUGUGAUAGAUUUUAAGUAGUGGCCGUGUUUUGGAGUUAUUACCGAAUGUGUCGAUCAGAAAAAUAAAAAUAAAAAAUUACAAACAGUAUCAAACAAUAAAAAUAAAAAAUAUAUUAUUACUAACAAGAUGACUCAAAUGAAUAGUUAACUUACCAAAUAUUUAUAAUUAUUAUUGUAAUUUAUUACGAUGAUCUUUUUUUAUAAGAUGUCAUAGAUUUGAGUUUUUCCACAGCCAUUAUAAUGAAGCUAACUUUGGCGAGCUUAUUUCUUAUUUACUUGGAGGAAUUUUCGCUUGCGUUAAUCACUCAUAUUUCGAUUAUUUAUUUUCUUAAGUUCUUAUUCAGACGUCCACUCUUCCAGCGUCAAGAUCUUUAAGGGAUAAAAAUGAAAUUGCUCAACAAAUACUGCCCAGGCGCAAGCAUGCAUUAUUUCUUUCGCGUAAAUUUAGGCAAUUUUUGCGAACUAAUUAAACUGAAAACUUAUCGAUGAUGUAUCAUGAAUUACCGGUCAUUGUGCAUGUUAGAGCUAAAUUACACUGAUUUCUAGCAGACUACCCAUGAGAGAUGCCCUUUAUCUGCAGUAGUUAGAAUUGAACAGUCAAAACUAUUUCACUUCUUUAUGAACGCUAAAAUUUACUUUUAAUAACUUGAAUGCAAUAGCCAAUGGGUGAAAAUAUAUUUAGUAAUGAUCAGUUAAAAUUAUUGCAGACAAGAGAUGAAAAAUUGCAAGAAGGUAAAUAACAUACAUACUAAUACAAAAUUCAAGCUAGAAACCAGUAGCCAUUGUUCAGAAAUUAGUGUUCAAAGGUUCCUCGUGAUGCAAAUACUAUGAGCGACGCUCGAUUCCAGAAACAUAUAGUCGUGACUCUCGGUUCCAGAAACAUAUGGUCGUGACGCUCGGUUCCAGAAACAUAUGGUCGUUUAUCUGUGGUUACCGUUGUUUAGAGGGGGUCGUUAACGGAGGUUUUACUGUAUACCCAAAUAUCAUUCUUUUAUUGGCCACACUGUUGAUUCAAAAUUGAAGAAAAAAUUUUUAAAUUAUUUACCAAUUUACCUUUUCGUAUUUGUCAUUUCAGUUUACUGAACAUGCAAUUCGAAAAAUCAAUUUUAAAUUAAAUUUUUGACAAAAAAUAUUGCCAUAACGCAAUUUGAAAGUUUAUCCCUAUUGUGUUCUGCACUGUUUCUUACCAAAAACCUAGUAACCCACCAAACUUUCCAUAGAUUAAAAUCUAUUACUAAAAACUUAAAUGAUUAGCAAAUAGAACCACAAUUCGGAAUGCUUUCGUCCUCAUUUUACUGAAGAUUUGCCUCUAAAACUCAUUUGAAAAUACCAAAUCACAUAUUCGUCAUGGUUUCCUAUUUUUUAAAGUAAAAUAAAAAGAAGGGCCUAGAAAUUUAAUUAUUAUAGGUUAUUAUCAUGUUAUAAUAUAUUUAAAUUUGAGUUAUGUCAAAAAUCAGUUGACAAAACCUAACUGCUAUUUUUAAAUCUUAAUAAUUUUAUCGAUCUCUUACUAUUGUAGAAAAAGAGGAAACGAAGAGGAUUGGGGAAAAUUUCUAUAAUAGCUGCAGCCA